UUCGCGUUUGAGAAUACCUCCAAACGGUAUUUAUAGAUUCGCACAAGGAGAUCUCGAAGAUAAGUGUUUUAAUCGACCUUCCCUGUCGCUUUUCAUUAAUUCGCGUUUCUAGUGGUUCAAGUUCGACCUCUCUCGUUCGACUUUGUGUUCCUAACGCGACGAUCGGAACCCGAGCCAGGUGACCGUCUCCUCGAACGUCGGAGCUAAAUAGAUUCUUUUUUCGGGAGGAAAAGUGGACAUGAGUAAAAGUAAAAGCAAAGCGUGCGUUUGAUCAGGCGCCAAAACUCUCGUCUAACGAUUCAAUGUACCGUGGGAGGUUGCUGGCCGGCCGGUAUCGCCAUUUUGGCAUUCGUAACCGGAAAGUAUGUGUGCGCGGCGAGGCCGCACGGUGCAGCUGCCCCGACCUUUAUCUUCCACACCGUUUCACCACCUCUCCGCUAACUUUCAUGGCUCGAACGCGUGUGUGGGUGAUCUAGAGGAUCACAGAUACACGCACAGGCAACUCGUCUGUUGCUCGUCUGUAUCGUGGGCCUCGAUAUAUAAUUAAUAGCCACGCUACACUACUGGAUCCAGGCCAGUACACGUGCUUUGUCAAUUCGCUGACAGAUAGUUUUCAGUCACAUGAACGAUAGCAGUUAACUCGUGUUAGCGAUCUUUCUUUUCAAAAUGCAAGUCUCUAGUCCAAACAAUGUAAAGAUCUAUAACUUGAGCGCUGGGAAGUCUCUCCCUGAGUGGUUAACCGAACGCAAACGACGGAAACUGUUGAAAAAGAAUGUUGACAUUCGUCGGCGCAUCGAACUUAUCCAGGAUUUUGAUAUGCCUGGCGUCAGUACUGCGAUUAGGGUAACAAGGGAUGGCCAGUAUGUUUUGGCAACUGGUACAUACAAACCACGCGUGAAGUGUUUCGAAGUGAAGAAUUUAUCUUUAAAAUUUGAGAGAUGUUUUGAUGCAGAAGUUGUCAGUUUCGAUAUACUGUCAGAUGAUUAUAGCAAGUUAGUACUUUUACAAUGUGAUAGAAACAUCGAAUUCCACGUAGCCUAUGGAAAGUAUUUUAAACUUAGGAUACCACGUUUUGGGAGGGACCUAAAGUAUCAUUAUCCGUCUUGUGACCUCCUCGUUGUAGGAGAUAGUAGUCAGAUAUACAGGAUAAACCUUGAAAGGGGGCAAUUCUUGCAGUCUUUCUUGACAGAGGCAUCGUCUUUAAAUAAAUGCGAAAUAAAUCCUGUUCAUCAUCUUAUCACUGUUGGAACAGAGGAUGGGAAGGUAGAGGCAUGGGAUCCUAGAUCUAGGAAUAGAGUCGGUACUUUAGAUUGUGCUCUGCAUUGUGUUACUGGGGACUACGGUUUGGAAAAAGUCCCUGCUGUUACUAGUUUGAAGUAUCAAGGAGGUUUGACGCUUGCAGUAGGCACGUCCACUGGUCAAGUGCUGUUGUACGAUGUUCGUUCGAGUAAACCAUUUUUAGUCAAAGAUCACAUGUACGGAUUGCCUAUAAGAAGCAUCGAAUUCCAUCAAACAAUGGGCAUGGUUUAUUCUAUGGACAGUUCCAUCGUGAAAAUUUGGGAGAAAGACAGUGGUAAAUUGUACACGUCCAUAGAAUCACAACACGAUUUUAACGAUAUGUGCGUUAUUCCGAACACUGGGAUGAUUUUACUUGCGAAUGAAAAUACGAAAAUGCAAACGUACUAUAUCCCCAGCCUUGGUCCGGCUCCUCAAUGGUGCAGCUUCUUAGACAAUCUUACGGAAGAACUGGAGGAAAUGAAUUACGAAACUAUCUACGACGAUUAUAAAUUCGUCACCGAGAAAGAUCUGGAGGAGCUGGAUCUUGUGCAUUUGAAGGGUACCAAUCUCCUUCGAGCUUACAUGCACGGUUACUUUAUGGAUAUUCGCUUAUACAGAAAAGCGAGGGACGUGAUGAAACCGUUUGAAUUCCAAGAGUAUAAGAAGAAAAAGAUCCAACAAAAGAUACAAGAGACCUGCGGUAGCAGGGUGCAGCUUGAAAAGAUGCCGAGUGUGAAUAAGGAACUCGCAUUAAAAUUAAUGGACAGCGAGACGAAUGCGAAAAAGAAACACAAGGGCUCUGGAAGUCUUUUGACGGACGACCGUUUCAAGCAGUUGUUCACCAAUCCUGAUUUCCAAGUGGAUACGAACUCGCAGGAGUACUCGUUGUUGAAUCCCGUCAUUUCCCAGCUCAGUAAGAGCAAAGCAAAGAAACUGAAGUCCAGACCGGUGGAACCAGAGCAGACGGAACAAGAAACGAACAUUCACGAAGACGAACACCAUGACAGUUCGGAUGAAAGUUUCAUUCACGACGAUAGCAGUUCCGAGGAUGAGAAGCAGUGGGUGAAAGAAGUAAAGAAACAAUAUCGGUUAAUAAAGAAGAACGAGAGGCAAGAGGAAGAGGACGAGCAGGAGGAAAAUGACGCGGAGUCGGGCACGUCUCAGCCACGGUUUUACGAGAUCAAGGACGGCGUAGAAUUUAAAGACGCGAGGCCAGUGGGGUACAUGCGAAGCAAAGCAACUUUGGGCGAGCGACUGAAAAGCCGCGGAACCGAUGACGUUAACUAUUCCAGUUCACGUGGUAACAGAGAGAUGACUUUUGUCAUGAAAAAGAAAAUGGGAGGACGUAGGAACUUACAGGUGAAGAGACACGAAAAGGGAUACAGGCACCUGUUGAGGCCUGCGGGAAAUUUAUAUAAGAAGAAGCGUUGAUGUAUGUUGUAGGCAAAUAAAAUAUUUUAAAACGAA
Molecule: messenger RNA, 2745 nt
Organism: Ceratina calcarata
Lineage: Eukaryota; Metazoa; Arthropoda; Insecta; Hymenoptera; Apidae
Product: lethal (2) 34Fd
Exons: 12
Coding region: 667-2709 (680 amino acids)
Biological process (GO): maturation of SSU-rRNA from tricistronic rRNA transcript (SSU-rRNA, 5.8S rRNA, LSU-rRNA)
Cellular component (GO): nucleus; small-subunit processome; 90S preribosome
Molecular function (GO): protein binding
Source: RefSeq, a predicted model, not a curated record